GCAUCUAGUGGGUAGAGGCCGGGGAUGCUGCUAACAUCCCGCAGCUCUACACAGGACAGCCCCCACACGCGACAAAGGAUGAUCCAGCCCCAAUGUCACUAGCGUCGAGGUUGAGAAGCCCUGGUUUGCAGCCGUGGCCCAUCUCCCUGCAGGGACUUUUCUAGCAAGAAGCUCACAGUGGAGCUGGAAAGACAGGAAGAGCCUAACAAGAAAAAAGACAAUCUCAGUCCCCCUCAUCCCAGCAUGGGAGACUGGGUGCCUAACACUUGUCAGUCACUUCAGUUAAUCCCUUUAGAGAGGAGGGGACUGAGCCCCAGGGAGAGAGGCAGCUUCCUGAAACAGGUCCUUCUCUCUCUCCUCCUACCCGCCAAGCCAGCGUUUCCCUAUAUGCCAUCAACAUCACUGCAGUGGUGUUCAGUGUCUUCCAGGCAUAUGCUCAACAGUGUCUAUUUGUUGUGUCAUUUAGUCCCCAUGACAGCCCUGUCAGGUUGGUCCUCUUAGCAUCCCCAUUUUACAGAUGAGGAAACCGAGGCACAGACUGGUUAAGCAACUCACCCCAGGUCACACAGCCGUACUCAUAAUAACAACAGGAACUAACUUUAUGGAGAACCUAGUACGUCCCAGGUCCUGCCCUCCACGAGCCUGUUGAAUCCUGAUAACAAGCAGAGGUGGCAGUUGGUGGCAUUUCUCCACACAAUGAAGAGGAAACUGGCUCUUGAUGGGGGUCACCCAGCUCAGCAGGCCUGGAGCUCGAUCUUCACUUGGUUCAUUGGUGCAGGAACAGUAUUUCCCAAGCCUGGUCUCUGUGCCACUCAGUGUUCCGGGAGCUGGGGAUACAGCAGUGGGGAAAAAGCCAGGUCGUGCCUGUGGGGAGGCAGCGUCCUGCCGGGGAGAAAGACCAUCAGCAGAACAGUAAAUAUACACAAUCAUGUCCGGGAGACAAGCGUGCUGCAAAGAAUGACGAAGCCGACCGAGUGGGUGGCGGGAGCUGAGGGGUAGAUCUCUAAGACAGGGUGGUCAGGGAAGGGGAAAGGAGAUAGAGGCAGAGGGAACAGCAAGUGCAAGGGCCUGAGAAGGGGCAGUGCCAGGCGAGCUCGAGGACCCGCGAGGAGGCCAGUGUGUCUGGGGUGGAGAGAGCAGUGUGGUGCGCCACGAGGGCGCCGGCAGGUUCAGAGCCUGCAGGGCCUUGAGAGCUGUGCUGAGGACUUUGCCUUGACUCUGAGUGGGAUGGAAGCCAGGGAGGGCUCUGAGCAGGGAGGCAUGCGAUCUAACUCGAGUCCUACCAGGUCCUCUGGCUGUGUGUGGGGACAGACUGGCGGGGGUUAGGGGGUGAAGGCGAGGCACGAAGUGAUGGUUCCUGGACCAAGAUGUUGGCAGUGGAAAGGCCAGGACAAUGCAGACUCCGCUGACCAUUCCCAUGCCUGUGCUCCGGCUCCCCCGGGGUCCUGAUGGCUGGAGCCGAGGCUUCGCCCCCGGCGGACGCAGGGCCCCCCUGAAGCCAGAGGUUCCUGGAACCCCGGAGUCUCCCAUGGUUCAAGAAUCUCAGGAAUCCCAGGAACAGCGGGCCCGAGCAGCCCUUCGGGAACGCUACCUCCGCAGCCUGCUGGCCAUGGUGGGCCGCCCUGUGAGCUUCACAUUGCACGAGGGCGUGCACGUGACUGCUUACUUCGGGGCCACCGACCUGGACGUGGCCAACUUCUACGUGUCGCAGCUGCAGACUCCGAUAGGUGUGCAGGCCGAGGCGCUGCUCCGCUGUAGUGACAUCAUUGCAUACACCUUCAAGCCGUAAAGACACUAUGAUGUUCUGCCUGAGGCCUGGCCACAGGAUCCCGGCCCUCCGAAUGUUCCUGAGCCCAGAACUCUGGGCCCCAUAGAGUUCGGAACUCCCUGGUUAUUUUGAGCCAAGCUCCAAGCAACUCCGGCUCCUUGGAACCUCCAGGGUCUAGUCAGUAAAAUUCUGCACCAGGAGUUCCAGAUCGUGUUGAAAGGAAAGCUCUACCUCGCAGAACUCUAAGCUCGACAGAAAUAUGGGCCUCCUGCCAGUUCCUGAAGAGUGGGGCGGGGGAGAGGGGAAUAAGGGAAGGCAAAUCGCAGAGUGGUUAACUGUUGAUUAAAGAAGUUGCAAAGUUCA
Messenger RNA from Diceros bicornis minor, 2131 nucleotides. It is a transcript of the gene GEMIN7, whose product is annotated as gem nuclear organelle associated protein 7. The record is from RefSeq and is a predicted model, not a curated record. Gene Ontology annotation, cellular component: SMN-Sm protein complex. Gene Ontology annotation, molecular function: RNA binding. Lineage: Eukaryota; Metazoa; Chordata; Mammalia; Perissodactyla; Rhinocerotidae. The transcript is spliced from 2 exons. Gene Ontology annotation, biological process: spliceosomal snRNP assembly. The coding region runs from base 1394 to 1789 and encodes 131 amino acids.